AUGGCUGGUGGAGCUCGUAUGCGCGCUGCAAAUCAAAUCAAUGAGAAGAAAGUCCUCAAGCGAGGCAAUGUUCCCACUACUCUUAAAGAAACGAACGAAGGAAAAGCUCCUGUCGGCCCACUCCUCCUCGCGCUCUUCAUCUUCGUCGUCUGCGGCUCCGCUAUUUUCGAAAUCAUCAUGAAGGUCCAAGCUUUCGCUGGCCAAAACUAA
This is a messenger RNA of Oikopleura dioica, 210 nucleotides long. NCBI's taxonomy places the organism in Eukaryota, Metazoa, Chordata, Appendicularia, Copelata, Oikopleuridae. The record is from the annotation of a GenBank genome assembly.